AUGGCCCGGCUGGGUCACCCCUCCGGUGAAGCUGGAAUCGCAGAAGCAUGUCGCAGCUUCGGUGCCUUGCAGAUAAUUUCAAACAGCGCCUCGAUGACGCCUGAACAGAUCGUUGCGGGCGCCGCCCAGGCCAAAGAGGAUGACGAGCGCAGCGGCAACGUCAUCGGUUCUGAGGCUCCAUAUCAGAGUGACAGCAAUGGCACGGGUCCAAUCAUCCAGACUGAAGACCCAGUAUUCAAGGGGAUGGAUCCUUCUCUUACAUGGGCAGAGACCCUGGCGUGGUUGGCAAAGCACACCGAACUUCCGAUUGUCAAAGGAAUCAUCCUUUCAAACCACGGUGGUCGAUCUCUCGACACGGCUCCUCCUGCUGUCCACACCCUGCUCGAAAUCCGAAAAUACUGCCCUGAGGUCUUCGACAAGAUUGAGGUAUGGGUCGAUGGCGGGGUCAAGAGGGGAACUGAUGUGGUCAAGGCUCUCUGUUUGGGUGCCCGCGGCGUUGGAAUAGGAAGAGCUGCGCUCUGGGGUUUGGGGGCCGGUGGAGUGAAUGGCGUAAAGAGAACAUUGCAAAUUUUGACUGACGAGACCAAGACAUGUAUGCGACUUCUCGGAGUGAAGAAUAUUGAUGAACUUGGGAAGCAACAUAUAAACACUCGACUGGUAGAGAAACAGAUCUAUGAUGGGCCAUCUGGUCUGGAAGCCUGUCAGACAAUCAGCCGACCGAAACUGUAG
Molecule: messenger RNA, 729 nt
Organism: Penicillium mononematosum
Lineage: Eukaryota; Fungi; Ascomycota; Eurotiomycetes; Eurotiales; Aspergillaceae
Exons: 5
Coding region: 1-729 (242 amino acids)
Molecular function (GO): oxidoreductase activity
Source: RefSeq, a predicted model, not a curated record